Molecule: messenger RNA, 587 nt
Organism: Exophiala xenobiotica
Lineage: Eukaryota; Fungi; Ascomycota; Eurotiomycetes; Chaetothyriales; Herpotrichiellaceae
Exons: 3
Coding region: 68-400 (110 amino acids)
Source: RefSeq, a predicted model, not a curated record
AUAGCGAUGUCCGUGACCUUGCACCUGUACGCUUAUAGAUGCUAUCCUCUUUCAGUGUACAGUCAAGAUGUCGAUUGUACAUAUCGUCUUAUUCAGACUCAAGUCUUCGUUGAGUGAUUCGGAGAAGAAAGAGUUCUGCGAUGAUAUGCUGGGCUUGAGAGAGACAUGCAUGCAUCCAACAUCGAACAAACCAUAUAUUGUGUCUUCAUCUGGUGGCAUUGACAACAGCCCAGAAGGUGCUCAGGGUGGCUUCACGCAUGGUUUCGUGGUUGAAUUUGCAUCGAAGGAGGAUCGAGAUUAUUAUGUCGCCAAAGAUCCAACUCAUCAAGCUUUUGUCAAGAAGAACAGUCCCAGAUUCGACGAUGUCAGAGUGAUUGAUUAUGAGAAAGGCGUGUACUGAAGACCAGGCGAUAAGCACAAGCUCGAGAAGUCCCGGUCCAGAUCAACCUUUUCGGAUGGAUUAAUCAUUAUGUCUGGGUUGCUGCCGCCAUCUAUGCAUAUCUGUUCGAAUGUUGCAAAGCAUUAUCUGAUCAUUCCUUCAUGACACGCUGAACGACUCUCCGCAACCGCAUUGCUCUGUAAUGUUG